Messenger RNA from Penicillium soppii, 1938 nucleotides. RefSeq lists its product as uncharacterized. The transcript is spliced from 6 exons. Lineage: Eukaryota; Fungi; Ascomycota; Eurotiomycetes; Eurotiales; Aspergillaceae. The coding region runs from base 1 to 1938 and encodes 645 amino acids. The record is from RefSeq and is a predicted model, not a curated record.
AUGCAUGUUACUCCUGGAACCCUUGCAGAGUUUGAUAUCGUUCUUUCGAUUUCCGAGGAGGCAAUCAACAGACAGUUGAGGCUUCUCUACGACAAGAAGAUUGAUGACGAUGACCUCCCUGUUCCAACUGAGAUCGAAGGUCUAGCACCUGCCGCACAAGCAAAAUAUCUCAUCAAUCACGAUCUCGAGAUUCAUACCAGAAAUGAUCAUGGUGAAACUAAUAUGGAAGGUGGCAUUUCGGGUCAUAUCACUUGCCCCAAAAUCAGCUUCACAGAUGUUCCAUCACCCAACGACUUUCACACUGCUCGAAUCAGCUUCCAGUUUGAGUGCGUUGAAGGUGCUGCGAAGCCAAACAGUACCUACACCGAAUGGAGUAACAUGAUGCCCAGACGCACCACUAUCGACGGUUGGACCGUGUCAUGGCUUGUUGAGAUUGGGCGGAAAGAGAUCAAUAAUGUCAUGGAGGACUUGAUCACACCACAUGCAAACAACAAUGACUCGACAAAGCUUCACCCAAAGGCAGUUGAAGAGUUGAAAAAGGUCAUUGACAGUCGCUGCUACUUGGUCUCCUCAGUCUUCUGUCUACUCGAUGCCUCUCAUUCUUUCGAGUUUCGAGAUCCGAACGGCAAACUCGCCAAUGAGAUACUCGGGCAAGAUUGCGUGGAUCUCGUGCGCAAUUACUUUACAGGUCUCAAAGUACCACAGGGUACCGUCACCCCGGAUAACCCCUUUGUGCUCGGCUACGGUAUCUCGCAGCAAGUGCCAGAUAUCCGGGAAAUUUACCCCCAAGCCAAUCCUGACCUGACCCCACGCUUCUUCAUUCCCAAGAAGUUUCAGCUGACAACGACCCCCGGUAAUGUGCAACCAGAUGGAACAAAGUUCACUAAUGGCACAUUAAACUAUUGCAUGUUGACCUAUCGCGACUACUUGCCCGGAACCAAGACAGAGAAGCCAGGACGCAAUGAAGGAGAUGUGGAUCCUGAACGGAAUCCGCAUGCAGGACUCUUGCCCGAGACCUUUUUCGACACGACUCGUACAGGUGCCCAUGAUGGUGUGAUGGGAUUCUGCAAGGAUCUAAUCAUGGAUCAAUUUAUUUGUGAAGUCAUAGGAAAGAGCUUUUAUGCUGAUCCAAGCCUCAUUUUCAAACAACAAGGGGGCGGAGAUUUUAGAGGGUCUGCAUCAUCAUCGUGGACUCCUUCGACCGCCGGACGUCCACCCUCAUGGACUUAUGGGGGCGAUUUUAAAAUCGAACCGAAGGAUAUCGAGGGCACAGGGUAUUUCAGAGGCUUCUAUAACGCAAUGAAGUGGUCCGCAGGACAUUCUAGGGUCACUGUCAGCAUUGAGUCCGACCUCUUGGACAACCCAACUAAUGUGACACGCAUUGAUGCUCAGCGGCGAUCUUACAUCACACUUAUCUCGGACACCGAGAUCAGAACGAUGCACGAAACUCGAUCCUCACUGGGAAAGCUCACUAAUGAAACCUGGACUGAGCAAUAUUUGGCAACCUUGUACAUGAAGUACAAAGUGCGUCUGAUUCUGUCACCGGGCAAUGCUGGCGUUUGGGAUGUUAUCGUGGACCAUGCAAACACCAUUCUGCCAUCCUACGGGGGUGGAGGGAGCCAUCUCGACGUGAAGUGGGAUAAUCCCAAUGGCCGGUUCGGAAGUUUCGUUACUGGACAAGCCAGGAACAAGAUCUGGUCGAUUUUUGGAUCUGAAGAUGAUCUUAAAUCGCGCAUGCAUCAAGUUAGCUAUAGUGGUGAUGCAGCGGCUGGGAGCUUGUCGCAGAAGCUGACGGCCAUGUUGAGCAGCAUGCAGAACCGCGUUAUCAUGCCUGCUGGCGACGUAUUCAUGUUCACGGGCAUUGACAUCGACGGUACUGGAAAUCUGUACUCGCAUGUCAGCUAUGCCCAAGGAGCUGAAGGGGCGAGACGGAUAUGA